Molecule: messenger RNA, 1557 nt
Organism: Galendromus occidentalis (western predatory mite)
Lineage: Eukaryota; Metazoa; Arthropoda; Arachnida; Mesostigmata; Phytoseiidae
Product: RCC1-like G exchanging factor-like protein
Exons: 7
Coding region: 147-1514 (455 amino acids)
Biological process (GO): positive regulation of mitochondrial translation
Cellular component (GO): mitochondrial inner membrane
Molecular function (GO): rRNA binding; guanyl-nucleotide exchange factor activity
Source: RefSeq, a predicted model, not a curated record
GGGGAGAAUGUUCCACGCGCACCGUCACCGCGCGGUGUAGAUUCGGUCUUGUUUUCCCGCUCUGCGGAUUUCCGAGCCCAAUGCCGAGAAUGGCUGGGAUAAUACUCCUGUGAAGUUUGUAGAAGAGGGCAAGAGAAGAAGAGAAAAUGUCCGCCCUCGCCUCCAGCCUGAGUGCCACGACCAGGCUGGGCACGAAGAGUGCGAAACGCUUAGUACAGACACCGGUUCGGCAAGCAGGGAGGUUCAGACCGUUUGUGGAGAAGGAGAUUCCAGUCAAAGAAACCAUGCUCCGGCCAAAGAAAAGAGUUCGCUGUUACCUCUGGGGUGGCACCCUCAGCGGCGCUUUGGGACGAGACAAGUUCGUGCGGCCUUUGGGCGUGACAAUCGAUAGGGUGAGCCACCAUUGCAGCUAUCCGUCCAAGAUUGGCUUCAGUGAGAAUCACAUGAUGAAAGAUAUCGCGUGCGGAUACGGUUUCACUAUAUUCGCCGCUCGUCAUGAUGAAAGACUCAAUGAUUUCGAGCUGUUCGGUACCGGCAUCAACUCCGACUCCCAAUUGGGUAGUCAGAAAGCUGACAAUAAAGCCGAUAUGAGAUUGUUGACCGAACCCGUGCCGAUAAGGUUCCCGACCCACGAGAACGGAAGGCGCAUUCAUGUACGGAAGGUUGCGGCCGGUAGAGCCCAUACCAUUGCGGUCACGGAUCAAGGGAUCGCAUACGGACUAGGCAACAACAGUCUUGGCCAGUGUGGAAGAGAAAUCGAUCCGGACGAGGUUUAUUUCGGAAGAGAUCUGGUUCGACGGAUCAGAGUUCCUGGCAAAGUCGCUGAAGUCGUUUGUGGACUCGAUCAUACACUGUUCCUCACCGAGAGCGGCGAGGUUUACGCCUGCGGCUGGGGCGCCGACGGACAAACCGGUCUUGGACACUAUGGGAACACUGGCGUGCCGCAAAAAGUUCAAGGAGACAUCGAAGGCGUCCGUAUAGUGGAACUCGCCACUCGGGGAGAUUGUUCUCUGGCUGUGAGCUCUUCGGGCGAUGUGUUCGGUUGGGGCAAUAACGAGUACGGACAGCUCUUGGGGGAGAAAGGUGAAUCUCAGCGACAUACACCGAAGCACAUACGCUUCAACAAACGGAUCAAGAAAGUUGCCGCCGGCGGCAGCUCGUGUCUCGCCUCGGAUGAAGAGGGUCGCGUCUACUGUUGGGGCUAUGGAAUUCUGGGUCUAGGACCCGCGGUUGGACACAGUUCUUCGCCGAAGCAGAUACCAGCGGCCCUUUUCGGGGCCACAGAGCUCUCACCGAACACUCGGGUGGUCUCGCUAGCGAGCGGGCUGAAUGAUUUCGCUGCUAUCAACGAUCAGGGUCACUUGUUCACUUGGGGUCGGAACCAAAAUGGAUGCCUUGGGCUCGGACAUGAGAAGAAUCAGAUGUUCCCUCUGAAGGUUAAUAUCGCCGUGAGGGUCGCCAAGGUGUCGAUAGGCGUAGACCACAUGGCUGCGAUAACUCAAUCCUACUGCUGAGGGGAGACGAGACUGCUUUAACGGAAAGCUCUCGUGAAUAUCC